Mercenaria mercenaria is the source of this 2823-nucleotide messenger RNA. RefSeq lists its product as uncharacterized. The transcript has 6 exons. NCBI's taxonomy places the organism in Eukaryota, Metazoa, Mollusca, Bivalvia, Venerida, Veneridae. The coding region runs from base 48 to 2399 and encodes 783 amino acids. Gene Ontology annotation, molecular function: oxidoreductase activity. The record is from RefSeq and is a predicted model, not a curated record.
CUGGAACACCUCUCCAUUUCUCCACACGGAUUUGUUCCUAGUAUGGAAUGACAAUGAAGGUUUUUCAGAUACUCGCAUUGUUGGUCGUGUUGGCUGCCAAGUAUGGCCAAGCCAAGGUGGAACCUCUGGAAUGCCUACCACCGGAUCUCCAGCACAAUCUAGACAUCUGCCAUUCUGCCGGGGAUCUCAGAAACCAAUCAGGUCAGAUAGUCUUUUGGACAUCCAUAAAUCUGUAUGUAUCGAAGUUUGCUGACUGUGUUUCAAAUAUGACCAUGUCGGAAAAGAAACUGUUUGAGUCAACGUUGUACGAAAUUAUGCGUCCUGUAUUAGAACCCUCGUCAAGACGUAAACGACAGGCAUCGGAUUAUAGAAUUAGAAAAGAAGUUCGUGCCAUGACAGAUACUGAAAGAAAUAGAUACUUCGCUGCCGUAAAUGCCAUGAAGAAUGAUCGGAGAUUAAGACCGAAUGUAUAUGACUUCCUGGCGGGGCUACAUCGGGGUCAGAAUAUUGGCCGUGCUCAUGGUGGUCCAGCGUUUCCAUCUUGGCAUCGACUGUACCUCUACAUAUAUGAAUCCAUUUUGCGGCUAUGGUAUGAUUCUGAUGUCACAAUUCCUGUGUGGGCUUCAGUCUUAGACAAUGCAAUGCCUGAUCCCACUCAGUCUGUUAUUUUUAGUCCUGAAUUCUACGGCAACGGGGUUGGUGUUGUGCAAACAGGGCCUUUUAUGUAUUGGAGAUUUCUUCCCGGUCAACCAAUCAGAAGAAAUAUUGGAGGCAGUACUCGACGGCUUAUGUCAUAUACUGCAGUGGAGAGAAUAUUAACUCGUAGAAGAAAUAGCGAAAUAUUAACACCACUUGCUCGUCCUGAAUUCAACUUAGAAAACGAGCAUGGUUACCCCCAUGAAUUCGUUGGGGGAACAAUGAAUGUUCUCAAUACGGCUGCAUUCGAUCCGCUGUUCUUCAGCCAUCAUGCAUACAUAGACUACUUAUGGGAACGGUUUAGAUGGCAACAAGUUGAACAGACUCCACAAAUAAACCCAGAAACUGAUUAUCCUUUCGAUGUAAAUGAUUCCCGUUUCCGUCCAUCUCACCAUCCAAAUGCUUAUGCAGGAUUUGCAUCUGUCGACAGCGUCACAGUUCUAAACAUACAGUUAGGUGACCUCAUACAUAGAGUAGGGUAUAGCAACGUGUUUUUCAACCUGGUACAGUAUAGAGCCACUCCUGAAUGUCCAAACUGUGACAAUUCUCCUUUUCUGUACUGUGAGCCUAACAUAGGUCGAUGUGUUUCGAGAUCUUCCGGCGUAAGAUUACUUGGCGAUAACACCACUCAAAUGGCCUCGCAAGCUCUUUCCGAAACCCCUGAAGCAAUUGCAUUUUCCGCUCAGGCGGCACAACAGACGGCCGCAGAUAGUGAAGUGAUUACUAAUUCUAGAGUCACAUCAAACCCGUACCACCUAACUAACAACGGGGAUAGUUGCGAGAGAAAGCCAUUCAUACAUGACGUUGAUACUAAACAGAUGGGACGUUCGGAUGACUGGGCCUAUAUUCCGGUGAAUGUUGUCUCAAAGAGACCACCUUCUUUCACAGGCUAUAGGGAGUAUUCGCUGUACAAGACACAAACCAGAUGGACACACCAAGCCACAGAGUAUAAAUAUGAAUUUAUGCAAGCAGGCUGGCAGUACGAGUACGAAGGAUGUAGCAAGAGGCAAGAUGUUGUGGGAAAAAUAAGUGUCGUUUCCUGGGGUCUCAAUUAUGACGGAUAUGCCGAAGAAUAUGUAAUUGUCGACAACAGAUAUGGUUUGUCGCAGGCUAAUGGGUAUUUACCCGUUAAAAAGCCAUCUGCUUACAAUCCCUCAGAGUUUAUAACCGUUGCGUACGAUUCUUGUGGAAGGGUAUGCAAACCCUAUUGUAACAAUCAGAAUCACGGUCAUAUCAAUGAGCAUUUUGGCGGCGGUUUCAGAGUAUCUAUUGACAGUCCUAAGCAGUACUCAAAUUCCUAUGAAGAGGCGAUGCUAGGGAUGUGGGAUUCUAACUCACCCUCUUUCAGUCCAGUUAUAGAUUACGGUGAUAUACCCAUAACAUUCUACUGCGAGUACACUAAUAAAUGGAUAUGGGACAAACCGCCGCCGCAGACACCACCACCAGCUUUCCACUACCAGACACCUACGAAUGAUGGACCCGGGGUUGAAGUUCCGAAACCACUAGCGCCUUAUGGAGGCUCUGCGGAGCAAUGCUGUGUUGUGGCAUCGGACUGCACUCUAGAUGGACCAUGUAAGGAGUGUGCAGACUUCGACUAUGAGUACUGCAGAGGAAGGCAGAAAAUAGCAGUAUGCAUCGAUGGAAAGUUUUCCGUUACGGCUACAACUGCGGCGCAUUUAAAACACUUCUAUGGUAAAAAUUGAAGCAUGAAGAAAUAGUUACAACUACUUGUAACACGAAUAAAUUUCAAGAAAAUGUUAAAAAGUUGUUUAAUAAUUUAGACAUUUGAUAGAUAUAUAUCCGUUUCAAAAUUUAAGUACAUGUGUAAAUUCCUUAUAAUUUGUCUCUUUGACACCCCUAUGUAAACUUGUGACCACACUGAAAGACAUUAACUCUUUGCAAAAUAAACACGUUUUGACACACGGGUUCCUUAAGUUUAAUUAAAAGUGGUAUAUCAUUUUAAAAUGAUCAAUAUUUGACACGAUCAAAAUCCAAAAUCCAACUAUAUUUAAUAAAUAAGAAAGAAGAAGAAAACCAGAUUUAUGCUACUAUUUGAAGGUAUCACCAUUCUAAAUUGAACAUAGUCAAACACAUGCACUUCUUUACAUUUCCUCAAUCAUUCCCACU